UUUCAUUUUCGUUCGCUAUUUAAAUGUGUUUAUGUAACAAAACUUACAUGGAUGAAAUUUUGAUGCAACAAUAAGGUAGCGACAUGGAGUCUGUCUUGAGCUCUAAAAAGAAAACUAAUGGUUUUAAGUUGAUGAGAUUAAUUGUUGAUGUUGGUGGAGAAGCUUUAAGAAUAACAUUGAGGAAACAACUGUCAGGACGUACUCUGAGCGUAUUGACAAGGAAGUAUUUUUUUUGCAAAACGUUGCCAACGAAGUCAAAGAUCUGUCGUCUCACGCCACCACAAUGCUUCAAACACGUUUUAAAGAUUCGCCGUAUCUAGAGUGCAGAGACACGGGUUUUGUAAAGGCUCGAUUAUUACGUUUCAAUGGUCUUUUUAUUUCUGUUGAUGUUUCACGAAAUCAUGAUUACGUCGUAUGUGGUUAUUCUGGAUUCAUCGUGCAACUUUUUUCGUUGAGAACAAACCGAUGUUUAUGGAUAAAAAAUAUUGCUGUUCAGUUUAAGCAAUAUAAAGAGGAAGGUUUUAGCGUUGUCUUUCAUCCAUUCGAAGAUUUGAUUUUUGCUUCCCAGCUUGAUAAGGUACUAAAUAUUAAUGGUAAAAUUUCUUCAAGUCCGUUCCAUUGCGAUGAUUCUACUUCUAAGUUCUUUACCAACAAAUGUUUUUCUAAGGAUAAGUGCACAAUGGUCACUAGUUACAAACAUACUUUGACAGUAUGGGACGUUGUGAAAGGUGAGAAGAAACGCACUAUUAGAUGUAAUAAUGUUCCCUCACUGUGUUUUUCUAAUUCUGGAAGAUAUUUGUGUGUUAUUAAGAAAAAUAAAGGGUUUCAAAUAUUUGAUGUAGCGAAUAAUUACAAAAAAUUUGUUUACAAGUAUCAUUCACCGUCUUAUGACUUAGAUAAGUAUGUUGUUUUGUUCACUGUUGGUCUUCAUUCUUGGUGUUGUUGUUGGUCGAGCAAUUUAUACAGGAGAAACCCUUUCAUUGUAAAUCCCACUGAUGAGAACCUUCCUGACUUAGAUCUUGAUUCCCACACUUCAUUUUUUCCUCUUGAUCCUUUCGAUGACAACACAUCUAGCUUUUCCAUUGAUGGAAGUAGUAAGUUUUAUUUUGUUUUGAACAACGACAAUGUCCUUUUGUCUGAAUACCGACAUGACUUUUCUCUUUAUUCCAUACCGCGUGCAUGUUUAACUAACAGUUAUAGUUUUCGUAACCAGAAAUUUUGCUCAAAUGAAAAAUUUCUAUAUCGGAGCAAUAAAGAAAAUUCAAUGAUAAUUAUAUACAAUCUCAACACAUUUGACUUUGUUGUCAAGGAAUUUUUUGUUAGGGACAUGGCUGUUGUAGAAAAUGGAGUUAUUUUGCUAACGGCAAAAAAUAUUCCUGAGCUUUGGAAUAAGGAUUUGACAAAACUUGUUUAUAGUUUCGAUGAACUAAAAGUUGAAUUUAAGGAUGAGAUAAUUUACUGUAUGUGGCAUGAAGACAAACAAGUUAAUGGUUCGGAUGACGUAAUUAAGGAGGAAAUCACCAAUUUAAUCGCAGAAAAAGACCUUGCAGAGUGGAAUCGUGACAUUACUCGCUGUAUAAAUUACGCUGCUUUUUCACCUUCAGCAGAUAAAUUAUUAAUAUUUUACGUGCGUCAGUAUUUGGAAGUAUUUGACGUUGAAAACAUACAAAUUAUUUAUAGUUUUACUGAGGGUAUUCUUGAGCCAAAGUUUUUCUUUGUUGAUGACAGAUUGUAA
Xenia sp. Carnegie-2017 is the source of this 1735-nucleotide messenger RNA. RefSeq lists its product as uncharacterized. NCBI's taxonomy places the organism in Eukaryota, Metazoa, Cnidaria, Anthozoa, Malacalcyonacea, Xeniidae. The record is from RefSeq and is a predicted model, not a curated record. The coding region runs from base 284 to 1735 and encodes 483 amino acids. The transcript is spliced from 5 exons. Gene Ontology annotation, molecular function: protein binding.